Coprinopsis cinerea okayama7#130 is the source of this 532-nucleotide messenger RNA. Its product is annotated as mitochondrial 54S ribosomal protein MRPL51. The record is from RefSeq and is a predicted model, not a curated record. NCBI's taxonomy places the organism in Eukaryota, Fungi, Basidiomycota, Agaricomycetes, Agaricales, Psathyrellaceae. Bases 1 to 426 code for a protein of 141 amino acids. The transcript is spliced from 2 exons. Gene Ontology annotation, cellular component: mitochondrial large ribosomal subunit. Gene Ontology annotation, biological process: mitochondrial translation. Gene Ontology annotation, molecular function: structural constituent of ribosome.
AUGCCCGCCGCCGCCAUUUUCAGAGCCCAGCUGCGUUCGAAGCCAGCAAACGGCCAUGCUGCCUUUGUUCCACAAAUCCGCAAGCUAGUCUUUGAAUACUGCAAUUCUUGGCCCUCGUCCCAGAACACACGGACAUACCUGCUCACCCGACUGCAGGCGCUGGCACGCGAGAACCCACACGUCGAAGUCGUGGUCAAACAACGGGACCACAAGGAACCCAUUAUUCGAGGCUUCUACGCCAAUGGGAGGGACAAAGUAAUUCCCCUGCAGCGACUCGAAGUCAACGGAAUCCAGAAAAAGAUUGAGUUGCUGCUCGAUUCUUCCGGUGCCAAAAUUCGACCUCUCAAGAGUGUACCUGUUCAAAGCACCACCGAAUCACCGAGGGGCAUCUGGAGCGGACUUCAUGCAGAACGGCCAUCUCUUUGAAUCCCGACAACCCCGCGAUCCUCCUCUCCCGUCCCUCAAAAUCCAAUCACGUGACCCUAUCCUGUAUACUGUAAAGCUCUGCGUUAAUUCAUCUCCUUGAUUUUAA